Molecule: messenger RNA, 1212 nt
Organism: Anopheles nili
Lineage: Eukaryota; Metazoa; Arthropoda; Insecta; Diptera; Culicidae
Gene: fy
Product: protein fuzzy homolog
Exons: 3
Coding region: 1-1212 (403 amino acids)
Biological process (GO): non-motile cilium assembly; vesicle-mediated transport
Source: RefSeq, a predicted model, not a curated record
AUGUCUAUUCAUCUAAUGUGCCUUACCUCUGACGGUGGAGUGCCAAUCUAUUCGAAGAAGAGAGGCGACAGCGAAAACCUACCCUUCUCCACGAUAGCAUCUCUAAAUGGCGUUCACAUGUUUUGUAAGUCGCAAGGUGUCGAUCUUCCUGUCACCUAUCUCGAGGAUAGCAUGAUCAUGUGGAAGGAGUUCGAGGGUACAAUCGUUAUGAUUGGUAUAGCACGAGACAUAACAGAGAAAACGCUCCGACAACUGUUGGAUUACUGCUACCAGGCGAUGGUGUUCUGUGUGGGCAUACAAUCCAUCAAGAAAAUCAAGAACAUCGAUCGCUUCAAACGUGAGCUGAAGAACUAUUAUCCAUUGAUCGAUCAGUUGCUUGAUGUCGUGGAAAGCGAUCUGCUUCGAUACGUCGAUUGCGUUCUCUGUUCCGAAAGCAUGGGUAUGUUGACCAAGUUGAACGAGUUUAGUGUUCAGAUAGGCUCGCCCUUCUGCGCGAUACUAGUUCGCCAGCGCAUUGCCUGCGGUACAGAGGGUUGGUGGGAUUUGGACGUGAUCGAUCGAAAGCUGCUCAUGCUUCUACUGAACGCCUCGAGCACCAUCCAGCAGGACGUGCCCGUUUAUUUGCCCAAAAAGUCUCCCAGUAUUGCGUACCGAUUCAUAAGCAUUCCACUGACACAGGGAGUAAGCAUCUGUGCGCUGUGCGGCGCCGAACCCAAGUACGACGUCCUGCAAGGGCUUAGUCAACAAUUCUGGAUGAGCGAACUCGACAUGCUGAUCUCAGCCGAACAAAAGUAUCCGAAAAACUUCCCCCCAAGCAUUGAGCUGGACUCGCAUAUAUUGGGAUUUCUAUUGCUUAACCGCGAACACGCGAAGUACGUCAUAUCACGAGGCGUACAACCGUUAAAUACCGUGCCAAGCGGAAAAUCUCGAACAGGCGCAAUUUCUACUGGUGGAAACGCACAUCGGUUAGACAUUCUUCGGUCAUUUUUCCACCAAUCAGUCGACGUUAUGGAGGAUACCCUCCGGGAGGGCGAUCGAGUGAUAAAUCUGGAGCAGUACUGGUGUUCCGAUUAUCACAAAUGCCACGCUCUCAUCGAAGGAAGUAAUGUUCUCUGCGUGCUGUACACUUCAGCCAUUCCAACGCACAUUAUGAGGAUAGUAACACAAAAAACACUGAACACGUUGAUAUCGGAUAAGGAUGUGUGCUGGUAG